Messenger RNA from Spinacia oleracea (spinach), 2289 nucleotides. RefSeq lists its product as uncharacterized. The transcript has 6 exons. The coding region runs from base 1 to 2289 and encodes 762 amino acids. The record is from RefSeq and is a predicted model, not a curated record. Gene Ontology annotation, molecular function: catalytic activity. Lineage: Eukaryota; Viridiplantae; Streptophyta; Magnoliopsida; Caryophyllales; Amaranthaceae.
AUGACAGGUGAAGCGGAGGUCGGAUAUAGUAAAGGAGCGGAGGAAGAGGAGGAGGAGGAAGGUGUUGUAGUGGAAGCAUAUAUCAUUCCAUAUAAGAAAGACAACGAUGUGACAACCUACUUUCAGAAAUUAAAGGACUUGAAAGACCAAUUAUCUAAAAUUGGUCAAUUUGGUUGUGGGUUUUCGGGUGGAUGUGGGUUUAGAAUGAGUUUUCAGAGUGAUGGGGUUUUUGAGAGGGGUUGGGUGGAUUUUCAAGAUGGUGGGAGUUUUUCGUGCUUUUUUGGGUGGUUGGGGGUGGGUUUGAAGGUGGUGGAUUCACCACAUUUUUGUGGGGGUGCCAUGAAUGCUCGUCCUGUUGUGAAGCGAAAGACGCCGUCUGAACUGAGAGUAAGUUUUUCGCCUUUGCUUUGGGGUAGGAAGGGGGUAGGUAUCCUUAUUGACCGAGAAUAUAUUGAUGAUGUAGUGGACGUGUCCCGAAAGAGUGAUCGAAUUAUGAGUAUUAAGCUUGUGAUAGGGGAUGAAGUUGUAACUAUUGUGAGUGCCUAUGCACCACAAGCAGGACUAGAUGCUUCAACUAGACAAGAAUUUUGGGAGGAUUUAGAAGAAGUGGUGCAACGUGUCCCUAGAAGUGAGAAACUGAUCAUUGGUGGGGAUCUCAACGGACAUGUAGGCUCGAGUCGCGAUGAAUUUGAAAGCAUUCAUGGUGGUUUUGGCUAUGGGGAGCGGAAUGAAGCGGGAAAUGCUAUUUUGGAUUUUGCAUUGGCAUAUGACUUGGGAAUAAUGAACACUUGGUUUGAGAAAAGAGACUCUCAUCUAGUAACCUAUAGGAGUGGAGAUAAUACGAGUCAGAUUGACUUCUUUUUAGUAAGGAAUGCUUUGAGACAGUGCUACACCAAUUGUAAGGUGAUUCCGGGUGAGAGUACAGCAACCCAACAUAAGCUUGUGGUCCUAUAUUUUCGAGGUAGAAGUUAUAUAAGGAGGGAAAGACCACUUGUGGAGCCUAGGAUCAAGUGGUGGAAACUUCAAGGGGAGCAACAACUAAAAUUCGUGGAAAAGGUGGCAAGUGAAGGUAUUUGUGCCGGGGAUAUGGAUUUGGAUAUAGACUCAUUAUGGACAAGAAUGGAGCACACCAUAAAGGGAGUGGAGAAAGAGGUCCUAGGGGAAUUUAAAGGAAUCAUGCCACCAAGUAAGGACACAUCCUGGUGGAAUGAAGUUGUGCAACAAGCUAUAAAGAGCAAAAGAGAGUGCUAUAAAGAGUUGGGAAAAUGUAGAAGUGAUGAGAAAUACGAGAAGUACAAGGAGGCUAAAAGGGAAGCAAAGAAGGCCGUAAGAGAGGCUAGAGCAAAGGUGAAUCAGGAUCUUUACGCAAGAUUGUAUACAAAAGAAGGGGAGAAAGACAUCUAUAGGCUUGCUCGAAUGAGAGAUAGAAAGACGCGAGACAUCGGGAGGAUUAAAUGUGUGAAAGAUGUUGAUCAAAAAGUUUUGGUGGGAGAUAAGGAAAUCAAGGAUAGAUGGAGGUUCUACUUUGAUAACCUGUUCAACGGGGAUCAAAGACGCGAUAUUGGGGAUAUAAAUAUCCCUCGAGAUAUGGUUAACCUAGACUUUAUGCGAUGGAUUCAAAAGAGAGAAGUCGAAAUGGCACUAAAAAAGAUGGGGCGCAAGACGGUAGUGGGGCCCGAUGGUAUACCUAUCGAAGUCUGGAGAUGCUUGGGAGAGAGAGGGGUUGUAUGGUUAACAACUCUUUUCAACAAGAUUUGGGGAAGUAACAAGAUGCCAUUAGAGUGGAGGAAAAGUACUAUCAUCCCCUUGUACAAAAAUAAGGGUGAUGUCCAGGAUUGUGCCAACUACCGAGGAAUUAGUCAUACUAUGAAACUUUGGGAGCGGAUUAUUGAGCAAAGAUUGAGGAGAACUGUGAAAAGUUCGGUGAACCAGUUUGGAUUUAUGCAUGGGAGAUCGGCUAUGGAGGCCAUUAAUCUUAUAAGGCGGAUCAAACAUAAGCUUUUUGUUAUCGAGAUCAUAGUUGUAUCAAGGACAAUGAAGUUUGAUGAAUUGAUUAACGUUGGGAUCUUUUCUAUUGGCACAACUCUACAGUUCUUGGUAGUUCUAUGUUAUUCUGUUGCAAAAGAAUAUAAUUUUGUGAUUGUUGACAUAAUUCUAUCUACGAUAUUGGCUGCUGAAAUUGGCGGUGGUUGUUUGGCUGUGGUCGGAUGCAUACCGGAAAAACAAAUGCAUGAGUAUAGGGGGAGAGGGGAAGGGAAGGGGAAGGGGAAGAGGGGGGCUGAUUUGUAA